CACAAUCUUGUAGCUCCAAUACGCGUUGCUUUUUCGCCCUGCAUAUACAUUCAAGCUCACCAUAAUCUCUCCAUCGCCGCUCAGAACCAUACGCAGUUCUGCUUUCUGAAAGUGGUUUUUCAUCGUAUCUUGGAGGAUUGGAUCGGAGAAAAAUGGGAGAGUGCAAGCCUCUGGGAUUCUUGAUAGGCUUGCCCUUUGCUUUCGUUGCCGUGAUUCUGUCACUAGUGGGUGCAGUUGUUUGGGUCCUCGCGACUGUGCUGAGUUGCUUGUGCCCAUGCUGCAUAUGCUGCUUCGGGGUGGCAAAGCUGGCCGUGAGCCUCCUCAAGCUUCCCAUCAAGAUCCUCCGGUGGUUCAUUGAGAAGAUUCCAUGUUGAUUUCUCCCUAUUUGAAUUUUCUCUUCUCCAUUCUCUCUAGUUUUCCCCAUUUUUUCUGUGUAUUGAUUCUGAGAUCCUCCAUGUGAGAUUGCACCGAUUCUUUAUUGUUGAUCA
This is a messenger RNA of Syzygium oleosum, 488 nucleotides long. RefSeq names its product signaling peptide TAXIMIN 2-like. The transcript has 2 exons. Bases 153 to 374 code for a protein of 73 amino acids. The record is from RefSeq and is a predicted model, not a curated record. NCBI's taxonomy places the organism in Eukaryota, Viridiplantae, Streptophyta, Magnoliopsida, Myrtales, Myrtaceae.